AUGGGUCGACUUCUUCCUGGUAUCACUGCCUAUAACUGGGCCCUUGUGAUGCUCCUUGCCACUGGCCCUAUGGCAUGUGGUUAUGCAAUGUCAUGUCUCAGUGGCGCGAUCGGGCAGCAUGGCUUCUAUGUGUCCAUGGGCUACACAGACGACCCUAGCGACUCUGGUUAUCAGCGCACGUCAGAUUUCCUCAGCGCAGCCUCAGGUACCUUUAUCGGAGGAGCCUCGGUCGGGGCUGUUAUAGCUGCUUGGGCUGCAGAUGCGUUGGGCCGUAAGCUCAGUCUGCAACUGACUACACUGGUCUAUAUGCUCGGAGGAUCCCUUCAAAGUGGUGCUGUCAACCCGGCCAUGUUCCUUGCGGCACGAGUCUUGUCCGGCAUUGGCAUGGGCUCCCUGCUGGCCGUGGCGCCCAUGUAUCAGGCUGAACUCUCACCCCCAGAAUCUCGCGGGUUCCUGGUGGCAAUGACUGGCUUUAUGUUUGCGAUUGGCAACUCACUUUCCUGCUGGAUCAAUGUCGGCACCUAUUUCAAAGGUGUCCAUGAUCCUGAAUCCGGAUUCGCUUGGCGGUUUCCCUUGGCCGUUCAACUAUUGCCUACCUUGAUCUUACUGCUUGGAUCUCCCAUUCUUCCGGCAUCUCCCCGCUGGCUCAUUAUGAAGGAGCACCAUGAAGAAGCAGAAGCUGUCAUCCGCCGGCUCCAUGGACAUUUAGGAGAUCAAGCAGGGGAAUACGCCAAGCGCGAAUUCAACCAAAUGUCCAAGCAGAUCGCGUUCGAUUCGAGCGUUUCGAAACAGAUUGGUCCAUUUCCCAUUAUACGGACAGCUUCCAAUCGAAAACGGGUCUUCCUGGCUUUCAAUCUGCUUUGGGGCACUCAAUUCCUAGGCCUGACAACAGUUGGCAUCUAUGGAGUUUUAGUAUACCAACAGCUAGGCAUGACAGGCCCAAUGCCACUGAUUCUACAGGCAAUCUGGGUCAGCAUUACGAUGCCAGGUAACUUCAUCAACGCAGCCCUUGUCGACCGAGUCGGCCGUCGUCCUUUGCUCCUGAUCGGCAUAUGCGGCAUCCUCACGUGUGUGAUACUGAACUGCACUCUUCAAGGCCUAUAUCUAGAGCCAAACUUUAGACCGGGGCUGAAGGCAUCCAUUUUCCUGACGUUCUUGAUGAUCUGCUUCUGGUCCACAUGCAUCGAUGCCACUCAGUUUGUCUAUAUCUCCGAAAUCUUCCCGAGCUAUAUCCGCGCACAGGGGCAGGCGGUCGGCACCUUAGGAUUGACACUGUCAAACGUUAUACUUCUGGUCGCCGCUCCGAUCGCCUUGGAUGCCAUUCAUUGGAAGUUUUACCUCGUCAACAUAUCCUGGACCAUCUUGUUUAUACUAACAAUUUUCUUCCUCUACCCCGAGACCAGUGGGAAGUCGAUCGAGGACCUCAGCGCCAUCUUCGGAGACGUCGUAGUCGUCAGUUUUGAAGAUGCAUUUUUGGAAGAUAAAGAGGAUAUCCAAGGUGAUCGCAAGGCAUCCGUGCUCGACACAUACCAGGAAAUUGAGAUUUUCAAAUGA
This is a messenger RNA of Fonsecaea multimorphosa CBS 102226, 1554 nucleotides long. RefSeq lists its product as uncharacterized. Lineage: Eukaryota; Fungi; Ascomycota; Eurotiomycetes; Chaetothyriales; Herpotrichiellaceae. Bases 1 to 1554 code for a protein of 517 amino acids. The transcript has a single exon. Gene Ontology annotation, cellular component: membrane. The record is from RefSeq and is a predicted model, not a curated record. Gene Ontology annotation, molecular function: carbohydrate:proton symporter activity. Gene Ontology annotation, biological process: carbohydrate transport; transmembrane transport.